This is a messenger RNA of Melampsora larici-populina 98AG31, 1998 nucleotides long. RefSeq lists its product as uncharacterized. Bases 1 to 1998 code for a protein of 665 amino acids. Lineage: Eukaryota; Fungi; Basidiomycota; Pucciniomycetes; Pucciniales; Melampsoraceae. The transcript has 4 exons. The record is from RefSeq and is a predicted model, not a curated record.
AUGAUCACCGACAACGUCUAUGUAUCUGUACCUGCCCAAAGAUUAAGCAAGAAGUCUUACAUGCUUUGGCGUACCAGAACUCAGGCUUUGCUUGACGCGAAGGACGUUUUAGGAGUCGUCACGGAUACUGCAGUUCCCACCAUCGAGAACGCACCAACAGAAAGUGACGAUCAAAUUUUGACGAAGGAUCGUAAAGCUUAUGACAUCAUCAUCGAGCAACUACACGAGCUCGACCGUCAGACGGUAAUCAGCAACCCUGCUCUUCAAAGUUCGGCGCGUACACUCUGGCUACAUUUUUAUCGAAGAUACGGAGUUGCGAAUCCACUUCAAGUCGACGAAGCUUGGACUCAAUUCCAUGAAUGUCGUACCAAUCUGGAAGAUCCGAAUCUUAUGGUCAAUAUUCGCGCUGCGAUCUCCAAACUCGAAGCAGCUGGACAGGCCACCGACAUCUCACCUUGCCGGACGCUCAUUUUAAGCAUGUUUCCAACAAGCCUCCAGCCCUUGAAAAAUAGAUUAAGUCAAGAGGAAGCGAUAUUGGAAGAAGUUCUUGCCCACCUCGAGACAGUGAUACAGACUUAUCGGGAGCCCGUUUCCCCACUCUUAGGUUCAGCUGACCCAGCCCGUAAGGACUCAGACAAGGCAAAUCCCUCUCAAAAAGUCUCCGAGCACAAUCAGAAACGUGAGAUGCGAAUUGCAAGACGCAUCAAUCGUCUUCCUUCCAGGUCCAAGAAGCGUAAAUGCUUUAAACCCGCAUGUCCUGCCUCAACUCCUUCGCCAACACCGAUUUCAAAAUGUUUGCCAUCCUUAGGUCAAAUUCCGACUCCUGGUCCAUCUAAUCCGUUCAAAGAGGCAAGCACAUUGGGAACUUCUUCAGCUGCCAAUCAAAAUCCCGAACAUUUGCCCCAUGUGGAACCACAGCCACACAAUAUAUCCUCACUAUCUGAUACCCCGAGCAAGUCAAAACACGCUGAAACAAGUAAAUGUGGGAAAAUCUCUCAAGGAGAUGUUGAUGCUCCUGGUAUGCCUUCGCAGACAUCUUCUUUUGAUAUUCCUGGGCCGAGCGCAGCGAGGAAUUCUCCCAGCCACAGCGGUGAAGAUGUCGGUGCUUGUCCAAAAGUCCUUGAUACACAGAAGGACGUGAAGCCGGAAAUCCAGAAGGACGCGGCGCCUGAAAUUCAAAAGGAAGCGACGCCAGAUAUCCAAAACGACGAGAAGAAUGAUACUCAAAAGGAAGUCAAGCCGGAUAUCAAGAAAGAAUUUGAGCCUAACUUGACAAAUGAAGAUUCUUCGAGAGUUAACCAGGUCUACGAAGAGCAAGUGUCAUCAAGUUGCGCAGCCCAGAACCCUUUUAAUAGCUCUCAUUUACGCACAAAGAAAAACCAGAAACCGACCAUAUUUGACCCGACGACAAGUAGCCCUGAAAACGCUAAACCGGUGAAUUCCAGUACAUGCCAUGAAAGACAGGUAGAUCACAACCAAACGUCACAAAAUGAUACCCAGGGUCCUCAGACAGGAAAGCCAGAAGAGCGUAAUUCUUUCGACCCACACGCCAGACAGAAGACCAAUAAAGUUUAUGAAUAUCAUCGACCAUCAGCGCCAUACAUAGAGCCAGGUAGCACGGAAUACAAGAAAUGGGACAAGGAAUACCUGCGAUAUAUUCUUCAGAAUCGCCUCCCAAGACUCGUGGUUCAUUGGAACAUCGGAAAAGAUGGCCUUCUAGAUUUAUUCAAAAAGCAUUAUAUCGAGGGUGAACCUGUGGACGUACAAAGCCGUAGACAGUAUCAUUAUUUCUACAACAACUGUAAAAGAGGCGAUGUUCCUGUAAUCCCUGGACGCAAAAGACAAAGGGAUCCUUGGAGAGCAGCCAUUCAAUUGUUAAAUCCUACAAAGGUUUUAGAUUUUGAUAAGAAGAUCGAUGAUCUGAUAGAUAUUUACGAGGAGGAAGGUGGAUGUCCGAAUCUGGCACGUCGCAAUCGAUCACAUUAUAUGGCCUAUUGA